Messenger RNA from Onychostoma macrolepis, 5833 nucleotides. It is a transcript of the gene gabrg2, whose product is annotated as gamma-aminobutyric acid type A receptor subunit gamma2. NCBI's taxonomy places the organism in Eukaryota, Metazoa, Chordata, Actinopteri, Cypriniformes, Cyprinidae. Gene Ontology annotation, cellular component: neuron projection; synapse; postsynapse. Gene Ontology annotation, molecular function: GABA-A receptor activity; benzodiazepine receptor activity; inhibitory extracellular ligand-gated monoatomic ion channel activity. The transcript is spliced from 10 exons. Gene Ontology annotation, biological process: regulation of postsynaptic membrane potential; nervous system process; gamma-aminobutyric acid signaling pathway. The record is from RefSeq and is a predicted model, not a curated record. The coding region runs from base 419 to 1852 and encodes 477 amino acids.
CAACAAAAAAACAAGACUCCAUAAUAUGCAUGAGUUGAUGCACUGUGUAAAACCAUGUUUGGGUGGUAGUUAUAAUAUUAUCUGGAUAUAAUGGAGAGAUUUUAUUAAUAGAAGCAUGUGAGCUCGGAUGCAUCUCUACCACGCAUGUGUUGUAUUGCUGCAGCGACGUGCAUCAGAUCCGCUUUCACACACUUCAUCUGCAUUCACACAUUUAGCAGUUGAACCGGAGCCGGUCUUGCAUUUAUUUCCAGAUAUCUGCCAGUAUUAUUUCAGUAGAGAAGGAGCUCAGGAGCGUGCCGCGCUUUGUUGUUUUUCUGACGGCUCUGAGACGCGAAAGCCGACGCGAUCUGCUAUGUGUCAUAGCGAAGAAAGGCAGUAAAUAAAGGCGACGCGUCCGUCUGCGUGAAGAGAGAGCAAGAUGGUGAUCAUGGCUUCUUUUCAUUUUUCCUCUAAAUGCUUGCAUGCGAUGGCGAUCCCCGCGAUCUCGCUCAAGCUCUGUCUGUGGGCUUUUCUAAUCGCCCAUCUUCCUUUGAGCUCUGUCCAGCUGGAAAGUGAUGAUGAUGAAGUGACAAACAAAACGUGGGUUCUGACCCCCAAAGUGUACGAGAGCGACGUCACACAUAUUCUGAACAGCUUACUAGACGGCUAUGAUAACAAGCUGCGACCGGACAUCGGAGUCAAACCAACCGUGAUCCACACAGACAUGUUUGUCAACAGUAUUGGUCCAGUAAAUGCCAUCAACAUGGAGUACACGAUUGACAUCUUCUUCGCCCAGACGUGGUAUGACAGGCGGUUGAAGUUCAACAGCACCAUGAAGGUUCUGCGUCUCAACAGCAACAUGGUGGGAAAAAUCUGGAUCCCUGACACGUUUUUCCGCAACUCUAAGAAGGCAGACGCCCACUGGAUCACCACACCUAAUCGCAUGCUUCGAAUAUGGAACGACGGGCGUAUACUGUACACUUUAAGGUUGACCAUUGAUGCAGAGUGCCAGCUUAAACUGAAUAACUUUCCAAUGGAUGAGCAUUCAUGUCCCCUGGAGUUCUCAAGCUAUGGCUACCCCAAGGAGGAGAUUGUAUACAAGUGGAAGCGCAGCUCGGUGGAGGUUGGAGACAUCCGCUCUUGGCGUCUUUACCAGUUCUCCUUUGUUGGUCUGAGAAAUACCACAGAGGUUGUCAGGACUGUGUCAGGAGAUUAUGUGGUUCUGACCGUCUUCUUUGACUUAAGCAGAAGAAUGGGAUAUUUCACCAUCCAGACAUAUAUCCCCUGUACCUUGAUCGUUGUUCUGUCCUGGGUUUCAUUUUGGAUCAACAAGGAUGCAGUGCCAGCCAGAACUUCUUUGGGAAUCACGACUGUGCUUACCAUGACCACUUUGAGUACCAUUGCUAGGAAGUCCUUACCCAAAGUGUCGUACGUCACAGCUAUGGACCUCUUCGUAUCAGUGUGCUUCAUCUUUGUUUUCGCCGCUCUGAUUGAGUACGGAACGCUCCACUACUUUGUGAGCAACCGCAAGCCCAGCAAAAACAAAGACAAGAAGAGGAAAAAUCCUCUCCUGCGGCUCUUUUCCUCAAAGCAGGCCCCCACUGUGGACAUUCGCCCGCGCUCAGCCACCGCCAUCCAGAUGAACAACGCCACCCACAUGCAGGAGCGAGACGAGGAGUACGGCUACGAGUGUCUGGAUGGGAAGGACUGCACCAGCUUCUUCUGCUGCUUUGAGGACUGUCGCUCAGGAGCGUGGCGGCACGGCCGUUUGCACAUCCGUGUCGCUAAGAUAGACUCUUACGCCCGCAUUUUCUUUCCUACUGCAUUUGGUCUAUUCAACGUAGUUUACUGGUUUUCCUAUCUCUAUCUUUAAAAUAGUUAGAAAAAAAUAGGCUGGCCUUAUUUUAUGUUACAUAUUCCAGCAAGACCCUUUCUUGGAAACGUGAACCCACUGAAAACAUUUAAGUUGCAUUGUGUUGUUGUUGUUUCUCCAGUCUACGUAAUGGUUUUUUUUUUUUUUCGAAAGCGCAUUUUAGAAUGUUUUUUUUUUUGUUUUUUUUUGUGUGCAUUUAUGUAAUGUGGAAUUGUUGGUUUGUCUAUGUUUACAUCUUCUUCUAGGAAGUAUAUCUUGUGCAUAAAGCAAAAGUUGUAGCAAAAAAAGAAAACAAAAAAGCGCAGAAGGGGCAGUCAGUGAAAACCUGCAUCUGUAAGAUUAUUCCUGAAUCGUGUAGAGCAAACAGCAGAAGAUCUGAGUACUGCAUGCCUACAUAGCCCCUAAAGAGUAAGCACUAAAGAGAUUUUGGGAACCUUCUUCAAAUGCAUGGCUGUCAGGCCUAUGUGAGGUAAAAGCAAUCAAUCAAACAUUAACAAAUGUGUCAGAGAAUUUAUUUGUAUACGCUCUUAUUUGCUCAUUCUAAAGCGCAAAUGUAAAAAUUGAAGUGUUUGAAAUUUCUAUGCCAUUUGUAACCUUGCGGUUUUUCAUGUGUGGUCACGGCUGGUAAAACGUACGGUCACCUGUACAAAUGUUGUAAAUAGAUGAAUACUGUAAAAUGUAGUGAUAUACAUCAUACUGCAUGCACCUUUUAGGCCAAAAAUUAGCAAAAGUCUUCUAUUGUCAUCAAUUAAUAAACAGCAAAAAAGGGUCAGGAAAGCUUAACUGGAACAGUUCAGGCAACAUUUUACAUCAUUUCUUGCCACUAUUAGAUGUCAGUCAUUUAUACAGUAAAUGCACAAUGAUAUUGUUACAUGUAUAAAUAAGUACUGUAUUCAAUUUUUCCUAUCAUUUUGGGUAUCGGUAUGAGCCUCCUUUGCAUUCUUGGAUAUAUACCCAAAUAGUUUUAACAAGUUGCUGGGGUGAGUAUUCUGAUAAUACAUACUCUAGUUUACCCUAUUUUAUUAUUAUUGUUAUUAUUUAUUUUGUUUAGCUUUUAUUUUAUUUUCUUUGAACUAAGAUGUUUGUUUUUUUUUUCGUUUACCAGCCCCGUCUUAGGUUUUUCGGAAACAUGUAACACAAUGUUGUCAAACAAAAUGUCUAUAUGCUUUUUUAUUUUUGGUUCAUGUAUUAAUUUAUGUUUUAAUAAUAAAUUGGGCUCAAACGUGGGAGGAGGGUCACCAUUGCACUCAAUACUAUACAUUUCAGUAGACAAAAACUUAUUUCAGUGAAUUUAGUAAAUAAUCUGUAGAUGAAUAUGUUAAUGUGUGUGUUACUCCGCUUCAGUUUUGUUGCGUUUAGCAAAUGACAUGCAUGCAUGUAGUAAAUAUUAUCUUUAGAUAGAACAUUAACAUGCAUACAUGGGAAACAAAUUACAAACUAUCAUUAAUAAAAUGUAACAUAUGCAAGCACAACCAACUUUCUAUUUUAAUAACCCAUCAACUUUAGAAAUCUCACCCCAGGUUAGUAACUAUGCCUGUGAGUAUAUAAUUAUGUUUGGUGUUGGGCACCACUGCUCAAGUGUUAUCAACGAAAAAAAAAAAAUACAAAUACAAAACACCAAAACAAAUGCAACUAAAACACUGUGGACAAAAAUCUGAGAUGUGCCAAAGUAUGAGGGUAUAAUCAGACGUAUAGAUAGUUUUGUUCUCCGCUGCUGCAGUUCAAAUCGAUGCUUUUUUUUUUUUUUCUUCCAAAAAAAUCAACAAGUGCAACUGUUUGGUAGCAAAAAUGACAGAUAAGCAAAAUGUUUCUGGUUACAUCGGUAAUACAUAAUCUAGACCUGUACACAGUUUGAUUUCCAAUCCCUAUGCAUUAACCUUCCAGCCAAACAAACGAGCAUACGGUACGGUUUUGCAUUUUGUGGAUAUGUAUGCAUCUUGAUAUUUUUGCAUCAUACACGUGAGCAUGGUUAAUUUUUGAUUUGUUUAUACUCGUAUUAAAAUUAGAUGUCACAGGAGUCUUCUGAAAAUCCUCUUUUGAGUAAUAUCAACUCUACUGUCAGCCCUUUGUAGAAUCAGUUUGCUGUUUGUGUGCCACCUACACUAUAAUAAUCACAAUUGUGGAGCGAAGCUCGAUUCGUUUCUUCUUUGAGUAGUUAUUCUGGAUGUUGUUCCUGAAAAUCAACAGCCACACCCCAGAGAUGUCACCUAGCCAAUGUACUGUUUAUCAUUUACUGUAGGACACAUGGAUGUGGUAGCAAUAGAAACUGUGUGAAUGUGGAUCGCUUUAGUGCCAAACUAUGAACCAUUUUGCUUUCUACCAUCGAUUUAAAUAGCUUAUUUCAGCAAGCUCCCUGUUUUUACACCCAACGGAAAUGCUUUAUCCAUUUCAUUUUUUUAUGAAAUACAAGAAGAAAAUUGGACAUUCUACUAAUAAUGUAGAAUUACCAGUUCCAUGUCAAGUGCAACCUUAAGUGAAAUUAAAAGCCCUUUUAUCUGCAUUGUAUAGAAAUACUGUUGAUCAAUCAAGAUAAAUGUGGUUGUUAAACCUUUGUUUUAAUACAUGUAAUCAGUCCUAUUAAUGUCAAAAUGCCAGAAAUAAAGUCUCACUAUAAACUGCCACCAUCCCACAACAGGACAUUGCUAGAGAUUUUCAUAGAGCUGACCAGCACUUUUGUUCUGUUCUCACUAUUUCUUUGUUGUUUUGAACUACUAGAGUAUUAUUUUCUGACAUAAAGAAAAAACUUGUUUUACAAUAUCAUAUUACAAUAUCAACUUGUGUCAAUGAGAGCUUGUUUAGGAAAAUGAAUGAAUAAUUAUUUACUUCAAACCAUAAUGAAAAUGUGAACAAUUGAGAUUUUAUUUCAGAUCAAACAAGUCUCAAGCUCUGCCAGUUUAAGAGUCAGAUUAAAAUACACUUCUGUUGAAAGGUUUAAUAUUGUAGUAAUAUUGCAUCAGGAAAAAACAUCACAAAUCAUGUUUUAAGACUUAACAUCUUACUGGCAAUUGGGUUUUGUGUGUGUGUGUGUGUGUGUGUGUGUGUGUGUGUGUGUGUGUGUGUGUGUGCGUGCAUCUCCGUUUGGUUGCUUACUGAUAUUACAUGCCUCCCACACUUAAUCUUUUUUUUAAUCAGAAUUGUAGUCUUGUUUUCAGGUAAAAAGAUGCACUUAUUUGAGAAGAAAAUGUAAGAUAUGAAGUCUAAUCAGGAAUAUAUCUUGAUUUUUAACCCUUUUUUCAUAAUAUAAACCUGAAUGGAGAUUGUUAUAUUUAUGCUUAAAACAAGGGGAAAAUUGAGUUUUAUUACAUUAUUUUGUUUCUCAAGUAAAUUUAUCUUGUUUUUUUUAUGUGAAAUCUGAUCUAAGAUCUAAUGUGUUAUCUUUUUUCUUUUAUCUUGUUUGUUUAGUACAAUAAUUGUAACUGAGCUUUAUUGCUAAUUUUAUCUUCCAAACAUGAUCUAAAUUGUUCAAAGGUUUUAUGUUGUAUAAUUUCACUUAAGCGGCAGUUGAUUGUUUGGGUUUGCACAGAAAAAUAUUCGUAUGGAUAAAGCAUUAUUAAAGUCUGAAUUUGCCCCUGCAGGGUGAUUUCCCAUCAUCAAUGAUAUUUUGAUUUCUUUUCUUACUUGAUUGCACAAAUAUAACCAGAUGUAUAAAUGGAUAAAUCUCACAAAUUGAAAGUGUUUUAGUAACAAAUACAACAUUUGUGAAGAGCACAUGUAAAUAAUAAAUAUUGUUACAUACUUUAUUGCCUGUGGGAAACACUAAAUCAUUUGCCAUGCUUCUAUAGCAGUAAUGACAAGCUGCAAAGCAAAAAGAUUGAAAAUAAUCUCUCAGCUGUUCAGCAUAUCUAUAUAUUUAUUGAGUAGUGUACUAAAAGGACACUGAUGAUUUCAUGUAAGGGUUUGCAUUAUAUUAUUAUAUGUACUGAAAUCCUUUUCUUAAAGGAAAAGCACAGAGCUGUGGAAUUUUUCAAUAAAAUAUUGCAU